GGACCCAACCUACGCAGUAAGCUGGUUUGACUUUGGGUUGGUUCCAUUCCCACCACGCCUAACCUCCGCUCGCACCGCCAACUCCCGCUCCUGUGUAGGUUUCGGUAUUCCCUGGCCGCGCGGUAGCAAAUCUGACCUCUCUGUCUUCCCACCCACAUAAACCACCUACCUCACUGGACUGCUCCGCCGCCCGUCGCGCCGUUGUCGCCGGUCCCUGUUUUUCCCUCUGUUCUGUCCUUCCUGGUCCCUCCCGCCUUUCCUGCGCUGGGCUGCAUAUCCGUACGCAUCCUUCCAAGAAAAGAUACGGUGCGCGCAUCGGUGCUUUACUUCUGCCCUCGCCUUACCUAAGGUGCUAUCUCGACUGGACCUUAUUCCGACUUCAUUCCGUUGCCUUGCAUCAUCCGCCAAAUUGAUCUGCCGUCAACCUCGACCCUCGCCUGGUGCACGGCAUCGUGUCCAUGAUCGAGACACCUACCCCACCAAACGUGUUCGAGCCAUGGCAAAUGUCUGCAAGGAUCAAGUGCGUCUGCCCAAAAAUGUCCUCUGCCCCCAGUCCGGCUUCGCGCCAGGCCCCACGCGAGCUCCAGUCCUUCUUCUUUGCCCGCCUUUGUCUUCUCUCCACCCCGCUCAGACAGCCCAAGUCCUGAAUUCCCCCCCGUCCACACCCAGCGCGCGCGCGUCCAUACCAUGAAAACGACCUCGACGACAACUCGAUCAUGGGCUUUGGAUUUGGCUGACUCUGUGCAGACGUCGUAACGUCGACCAAGGGGGCGAAACUUUCUUCCACCGAAACUACUGAUCAUGGCCACCUCGCGAUACCCCCAGUCCGACCUCCGUCGACAAGUUGGGUCGCCGAAACCCAAAAUCCGAGAAAACAAAGAGACCUUAUGCCGAAACGUCAUGAUAUACGGACACUGCCGAUACGAGAACACCGGUUGCGCCUUCAACCACGACCAGAAUCGUUCCAACUCGGUCCAGAAUAGUCCCGGAGGACAGAGCAACCAAUCUGAUUUCGCGAGAAAGGCCCUCAAUGUCGACUCGCCUUCAUUCACACCCGCCGGUCUGCCCUCGGUAGCAUCACCGAGUGCAAAUACGAUAGCGGGCUCCAAGAAAUCGACAUUUUCUUCCCAGGCUGCGAGUGCAGCCGUUUUUACUCCCAGAGGAGCAGGCUCUGCGACGCCAGCCGCCGCUCCAGAUGGAGAAGCGGCAUCGACAGUAUUUAACCCUGCUACAUUUCGAGAAUUUACUCCAUCAAACUUUGAGUUGAGCACUGGCAUCACUGCCAAUGGCUCAGCUUCCGAGACAGGGCUCUCAUUUGACCCCUUUGCUAUGCCCAAUGUUGCCCAGCCAUUACCGGCCACACCUUUCAACCCUUAUGCCGAUGAUCCUACCGGACUUGCUGGCUCAGGGGCCUACUUCCAACAUCAAAAUGCUUACACAGCCCCGCUUCAACCGCUCCAAUACCAUCUGUACGCACCGGUUGGGCCGUAUCGAGACGAUUUAAUGCCGUUCCAAAGGCAAAUCCACGACUUCUUCUUACCUGAGAAGAUGCGCGAGGAGAUGCAACGCAAGUCCGAGGCCUUGCAGCAGGUCAUGCCAAACUCGACACUACCUCCGUUAGACAACUACUACUCCCUCGUUCCCCUUGAUACCAGUCAUCGGAAGAGUUCCAGCGUCUUUGGCUACACCACAUGGGUGUACAAGGCUACAUCCUCGAAGAACGGCAAAACAUACUGCCUCAGACGGCUUGAGGGGUACCGACUAACCAACGAGCAAGCUAUUCGCUCUGUCAAGGAGUGGCGAAGGCUCAACAACGGCAAUGUGGUGGGCAUUCACGACGCCUUCACCACUAGAGCAUUUGGCGAUAGCUCCCUGUUCUUCGUACAAGACUACCAUCCCCUCUCCAAGACACUCGCCGAACUUCACUUUUCUCAACCAGCUUCCACCCACGGCACCCGCUUCAGCGCAAAGAACCCCAUAACCGAAAGCGUCCUAUGGGGCUAUAUUUCCCAGAUAGCCAAUGCCUUGAAGGCCAUCCACACAUUGAAUCUGGCUGCGAGAUGCCUUGAUAUGAGCAAGGUCAUUGUGACGGACAAGAAUCGCAUCCGGCUGAGUGCCUGCUCUAUUUUGGACGUCGUUCAGUUCGACAAUCGUCGGCCCGUUCAGGAGCUGCAACAAGAGGACUUGAUUCAUUUCGGGAAACUCAUUUUAUCACUAGCUACUAACACGCCGCCGAACCAGCUCACGAACCUCAAAGGGUCGAUGGAACAGAUGAGCAGGGUUUACUCGAAAGAAAUCACGGAUACUGUCUUGUGGCUUCUGACUCCCUCUCAGGUUGGUGCCACGCCCAAGGGUAUAGAAGAAUUUGUCCGGGGCAUUGCAGUCCACAUGGUUGCCACGCUGGAUGCCAGUUUACAGGAAGCGGACGCCCUGAAGUCGGAUUUGUUCCGCGAACUAGAAAACGGCCGCAUAGUGCGCCUCAUGGCCAAGCUUGGUGCCGUCAACGAACGCCAGGAAUUCGACGGCGACAGGAACUGGUCAGAAAACGGCGAGCGGUACAUGCUCAAACUAUUCCGGGACUACGUGUUCCACCAAGUCGACGCGAACGGGAACCCCGUAGUAGACAUGGGCCACAUUAUCCGAUGCCUCAACAGGCUGGACGCCGGCAGCGACGACCGAAUCUGCCUCACGAGUCGAGACGAGCAGACGAGCUUUGUCGUCAGCUAUAAGGAGCUGAGGAAACAGCUCGGCAACGCUUUCGGGGAGCUUCUCAAGGCAGGGAAACAGACGUCGAACCGAGGGUUCCAGGGCACCUCUCACUAGAACGGGGAGGGCUGGGAUUGCCACGGUCACGACAAGGAUCGAGAUCACGAUCACGAAAGGACGGGGAACGAGGCUUCGACGUACUUGAAUUGCAAUACAAGGGGCUGCGUUUCGAACGAUGCGAGAAACCACUACGGAGUGUGAUGACUGACCUCGCAUUGCUUUUGAAACGUUGGACUACGGAUGAACGAACGGUUGGAACGGCGCGUGAGACGACGAGUGGACGCAAUGUGUUCACUCGCUUGCUUGCCAGGUUUGAACGUAUAAGAGGAGCGUAUAGGAGCCUUCGGAGUGAGCAGAGAAGGAAUAGAGAAAGGAGAG
Molecule: messenger RNA, 3144 nt
Organism: Colletotrichum scovillei
Lineage: Eukaryota; Fungi; Ascomycota; Sordariomycetes; Glomerellales; Glomerellaceae
Exons: 8
Coding region: 802-2823 (673 amino acids)
Biological process (GO): mRNA processing; nuclear-transcribed mRNA poly(A) tail shortening
Cellular component (GO): PAN complex; P-body
Molecular function (GO): poly(A) binding; metal ion binding
Source: RefSeq, a predicted model, not a curated record